CUACAUGUUGUCCACAUACUAGAUUCAAAGAUUCAAUGAUAAGUCACAACAGAACACCCUCCAUCCAAUCUCCCAAUCCAACUCCCAAAAAAACUGCAAAGCUACAAACUAUCAAGUACAACAAUGUCAGCAGCAACAGCAGCAUUCCCCUGCAUUAAAAUCACCAAAGCAACCUCCCCAUCAUCAUCAUCUAAUGCUACCCUUUUCAGAUUCUCAGCACCAAAACAUUCUAGUCUUACAAUCAGGAGUUCUCAGGCUGAUGGGCCUUUAAGAAGACCUGUGGCUGCUCCUCCUGCAAGACCUACUCCUCCUUCUCAGCCAUCAGCUUCCCCUCCUAAGCCGGUGGCUGUUUCGCCACCCGUUGUGGAGAGUGAGAAGAAGAGUCUAGUGACCAUGGAGUUUCAGAGACAGAAGGCCAAGGAGUUGCAGGAUUUUUUCAAGAAGAAGAAAUUGGAGGAGGCUAAUCAGGGUCCCUUUUUUGGGUUUCUUGCCAAGAAUGAAAUUUCCAAUGGCAGAUGGGCAAUGUUUGGUUUUGCUGUUGGGAUGCUAACAGAGUAUGCCACAGGCUCAGACUUUGUUGAUCAAGUGAAGAUCCUACUCUCAAAUUUUGGGAUCGUAGAUCUCGACUGAAUUUUCUCUUGAUCACCAAGCUCUCUGCUAUGUUUUCACUUGUAGUCCUUUAGCCAUCUUGAAUACCCUCAGUAAUCUAUUCUCCGGAGUGAUAUUUUCAUUUUAUUUGCCAAAGCCAUGUGAUUAUAUAUAUAUAGUUGUAACAUCAUUCACAGCUCCAAAACUUGUGAAGGUUAAAGGAAAUACAAGUUUGUAGUUUUAUUC
This is a messenger RNA of Daucus carota subsp. sativus, 834 nucleotides long. RefSeq names its product light-harvesting complex-like protein OHP2, chloroplastic. The record is from RefSeq and is a predicted model, not a curated record. Gene Ontology annotation, cellular component: chloroplast thylakoid membrane. The coding region runs from base 124 to 630 and encodes 168 amino acids. The transcript has 2 exons. Lineage: Eukaryota; Viridiplantae; Streptophyta; Magnoliopsida; Apiales; Apiaceae.